CGUUGUUUAAUUUUUUGUUGGCGUCGGUUUCGUUUCGAAGGAAUUUUUUGUGCAUUAAACAAGUACAUAUUUCGUGUAAUUAACUGCGGUUGUCAUUGAACAAGACAAAAGAGAUCGUGCAACACGGCCAACAAAUUCGAUGCUAAGCAAAAUGGCUCAACCAAACAAUGCGAGUGGCGGCGGUGGAACAGGAGGAGGAGUAGUCGCCAGCGGCUCGGGACGUCGCUUGCCGCUCUCUCUGAACGCUGGCGCUGCUGUCAGCCGGUCCCAGCAGGGAGGAGGCAGCCCCCAGAACGGUGGCAAAAAGACAGAAGCAUUCGGCGCUGGUCCAUAUGUGUCUCUCAAGAAAUCCAGUGGUCAGAGAUCCGGAUCGGCAAGCUCUCCCUCUGCUUCUGCCUCGAGUGGCUUUACCGCCAAGGAGGACGAAAAGAAGAGCAUUAAUGGCGUUAGCAAGUCCACCAACGGAAAGGAUAAGACGCCGCAGAACGGCAACUCAGCCAAGGAUCAGAAGCCCAAGGAAAAGGUCGAAAAAGUAGCUGAAAAGAGGGACAACAAGGAUGACCAAGAGAGCACCAACGUCACCAGCGAAAAGGAAGCCAAAAAGGCUGUUGCUACUUCACCGAUUGUAAAAGAAAAGAUUGCAGAGAUUGAUCUAACCGUCGCUGAGCCUGAUGUGGUUGUGGUAAAAGACAGUCCAGUGAAAGUGCCCACCACCCCCACUGGCGAGCGAAAAUCGUUGCGCAAAGCGGCGGCUAGCCAGCAAAAAUCUCCGACCAGCAAGCAGAGCUCCUCGCCGGCUACGAAGAAACAGACAGAAACGGAAGCGGCUGCUCCAGAGCCAGUUCAGGAGUCACCCGCUACACCACAGGAGGAUGUUGAAAUGGAGCCACUGACUAUGGAUGCCUCACCCAUACGCAGUGUGACAAGUGCUGUGGACCAUCUCAAUGCCCAACCGGCUGCCACAUCGACACCAGGACGCCGACUAUUUGGUUUCGGGGGAAGCAGCAAGCCGCCAAGCAACGAGGUCAACCUGGUUGCUGCUCAGUCGUCCAGCCCGGCACCGGCCCGCACUUUUGCACAGAUCAGUGGCAGGCGCAGCAUACGCAACACAGCCUCGCUGACACCGUCGAAAGUGGGCAGCUAUAGAUGCACCACCAACGAUCUGGACACAUCGACCAGUACAAAUUACAGCAUGAAUGCUACAGUUGGCUCAGAGAUACCCAACAGUUCAUCUUUCUCCUUCUCGUUCUUUGGGCGCGGACGCAAGCGCGAGCGGACACCGCCCCAACAACUGCUGGGAUCAAAGUCGACCACUGACUUGCCGCAGGAUAUGGAGACUUCGCCACCGAAGCGCGCCCGCUUUGAUCUCUUCAGCCUGAGCUUGGCAUCGCCUUUCUCUUUGCUGCGAUCGCGCUUCUCGAAGACCACCAUCAGCUCGCCCCAGCGGUUGCGUCUGGACCAGCCCACAGCCGACGGCGAUGAAAAUGGCAAAGUCCAGGACGUUCAGUGCAUUGCUGUCGAAAUGGAUCAACAGCAGCUCAACAUCUCUUCGGGCAGUGCUGAGGAGCAGGACCAAAAGGAGGUGACUGUCGGUCAAGAGGCAGGCCUGGAGACGCCUAAGAAGGCCGGUAGCCCAGUCAAAGAAAUCAACGAUAAGGAAAUCAACGAUGGCAACGCCGAGGCUGAUGGCGAGAAUAUUUCUCCGGUUGCAGAGGAACCCGUGGAAGUAUCCGAAGUCGAAAAUCGCUCGCGCUGCUCAAUAAUGUAAACGAUGGAUAAGAUGGACUUCCCCCGAUGAUAAACUCCCAAUCCCUUUCCUUUAGCUGAUAAACUUAUUUCGUAUGUCGUAGCAUAUCCGUCACCCUUUCAUGUGGUUUGUGUUUUGACAACAAUUACAUGUUAAGAGUGAGCUGCAAACCCCCGCUUAUGGCCAUAGCCAGCACGGGCUGCGGCAUUGGCUGUUCUCUUCUGGCGGAAGGAAGAGCUAACCCAAGCCAGGCCCAGCACGUGGCCGACCUGGCGGUGAUUCCUCGCUGAAUGGCUGAGCCUCAAUCUCAGGCUUCUCAGGCAUCCACUGACGAAUCGCCUGGCACCGAGAACAAUACACCACCAUCUCCUGGGUACCCAAACAAUGUGGGUACAAGAAGAAACAAAUAUUUAGCUGUAGUUUGGAUAAGAAUUCAAAGUUUUAUGUUAAAUGUACGUCUUUUUUCUGUUAAAUUAAAGGCUUUCUAUCAAAUAAACACAGGAAAUUAUGAUAUAAGCAAUUAGUUGCGUCAAAAUGUAACGCAAAUUUCAUAAAUAAAGUGCAUUUUUAAUAAAUA
Messenger RNA from Drosophila obscura, 2324 nucleotides. RefSeq names its product polycystic kidney disease protein 1-like 3. The transcript is spliced from 2 exons. The record is from RefSeq and is a predicted model, not a curated record. Bases 140 to 1768 code for a protein of 542 amino acids. NCBI's taxonomy places the organism in Eukaryota, Metazoa, Arthropoda, Insecta, Diptera, Drosophilidae.